CACUGUGUCUCUCCAAUCUCUCUGUUCUUCCCCUUCCCUCCCCUCCCCUCAGUCCCCAUCCCCAUAGAAAGAGGAGAGAGGCUGUGAGAGAGAAGGGGAGAGAGAGAGAGAGAGAUGGCAGAAAUGAAUCUGAGUGGUCUCACUUUUCCUCUCCUCUUCCUCUGAGCUAUAAUGAGCAGAGCUCCCGGUCUCUUCUUCUCAGAAGAAGAUGGCUCUGCAACAAGAAGAACAAACCCAUCACCACCUCCAGCCCCCUCCCCUCUUCCUCAACGACCUCCUCUUCUGUGAGGAAGAGCAGCAGCAAGUGGAUGAAGUCGAGGAGGAGGACAAUGCCUUUGUGUAUGGAGGAGAAGAUGAAGAUGAUGAAGAAGAAAGCGAAAAGGGCCCGCCUUUCCCUUGGGAAGAAGACGGCGAAGACCUUCUCGACUCCCUCAUUUCCAAGCAGGCAGAGACCCACCCCUGUUACGACGACCUUAUCUCCGAUGGGCCUCUAAUGGCGGUCAGGAAGCAGGCGGUGGAGUGGAUUCUCCGGGUUCAUUCACAUUACGAGUUCUCUGCUCUGACAGCUGUUGUGGCUGUCAACUACUUUGAUAGGUUCCUUCUGAGCUUCAGGUUCCAGAGGGACAACCCGUGGCUGGGUCAGCUCAUCGCCGUGGCUUGUCUCUCUCUGGCGGCUAAGUUGGAGGAGACCCAUGUCCCUGUUCAGCUCCUUCUUCACCUCCAAGUGGAAGAAUCAGUGUAUCUGUUCGAGCCGAAGACCAUACAGAGAAUGGAGCUCCUGGUGCUCUCCACUCUCAAUUGGAGGAUGAACCCCAUUACUCCACUCGCAUUCUUUGAUCACAUUAUCAGGAAAUUGCCUUUUCGGUUAGAGGCUGCUUUGAAUUGGGAGUUCUUUUGGAGGUUUGAACGGCUGAUUCUCUCAGUCCUUACAGAUGUAAGGCUCCUGCAUUAUCUUCCUUCGACCCUCGCGUCUGCUGCAAUGCGCUGCAUUGUUAAAGAGGCUGAGCCAUUCGAGUCAGAGGCAUUUCAGGACCUGCUCACAAGCUUUCUCAAGAUAAAUAAGGACAAAGUAGAUCAGUGCUAUGAGCUCUUAGCAGAAUCAUUGGGGAGCCGUUUCUGCAGCCUGAAGAAUGGCCACAAGAGGAGGAAGCUUAGCAUCCCCAGCAGCCCAAGCGGUGUGAUAGAUGCUUCUUUCAGCUGCGAGAGCUCCAAUGACUCGUGGGCUGUGGCUUCUUCAGUCUCGUCCUCGCCGGAGCCAAGCUUCAAAAGGAGCCGGACACUGGAUCAUCAUCAGCAGCCAGGCUUGCCUUUACCCUCUCUUAGAUCGUUCCUCCAAGGAUGUUCACAAUAGGACCACUGAAACCUAAAUGUGCUAAUUAAUUAGUCUUUCGGGAUUGUCUCUAAUUAUCUUUCAUCGAACCCAGUAUAGAACACUGUCUAGCUCUCCUUCCGUUGAAUGUUAUCGAGAUCAAAUUGCCGUUUGUUUCACUUCUACAUGUAUGUGAAUGAACCAAAGAGAGAAUUCUCAAGGAACAUCAGAUCGUGUUCGAUCUUCCUCG
Molecule: messenger RNA, 1559 nt
Organism: Punica granatum (pomegranate)
Lineage: Eukaryota; Viridiplantae; Streptophyta; Magnoliopsida; Myrtales; Lythraceae
Source: RefSeq, a predicted model, not a curated record